ACAAAUCAAAGGAAAAGAAAAUGCAAAAGAUGGAAGAAACGUCCAAGAAUCAAAGGCAUUCGUUGCGCCUAGAUAAGAAACAAAAUGAUAUAACUGUGAAAAGUAAUAUCAACAUUGUAGAUACAUCUGAAUCAAAUUUAGAAAUACAAAAGUCGCAAUCAGUAGAAAAAACACCAGUGGAAAUGAAGCAUUCAACGAAGGACAAGUGCUUGGAAAAAUAUUCCUGGCUGUGUACAGAUUGUAAUGAGACCUUACCGAGUUUGGUCAGUCUAGUGGAACAUCACGAAAAGGUGCAUAACCAGCCACCCAAAUAUAUGUGCGUACAGUGCAGUAAAGUUUACGACAAGUAUCAAGGAUUUGUCACGCAUGUAAAAAGACACGGAAAACAAGACAAGGAGAAGUACAGCUGUGACGAAUGUGGGAAGACGUACACGCAACAAAAAAAUUUGGUCGAUCACAUGUGGAUUCACACCGGUGAACGACCGUACAAGUGCAAAAGUUGCGACAAAUCCUUCAAAAACUCCAGCUCUUUGUUUAUUCACAAACGAUGCCACUUACCUGACAAUUUGAAAUACCAGUACCAAUGCGAUCAGUGUGAUAAGAAAUUUUCGACAAAGCCGAACCUGGUGACGCACAAACUCAUUCACACCGGAGUCCGAAACUUCACGUGCGAUCAAUGCGGAAAAAGUUUUAUGCAGAAGGGAAAUUUGGAAGCUCAUUUCUUGACUCACACAGAAGAGAAGCCGUACAAGUGCUCCAUUUGUCCGAAGGCAUUUAAGACGCCUAUGCAGUUGAAGAAACACGAUUUGGUGCACACUGAUAUCAAGCCUCAUCAGUGUGCCGUGUGCGGGAAGACUUUUAGAGAAAAGAGCACAUUAAAGGAACACAGCAGAAUUCACAGCAACGCAAUGCCGUUCACUUGCGAAUACUGCGGAAAAGCCUUUCGUUUCAAAGGAGUAUUGGUUACGCACAAGCGACAACACACUGGAGAGCGUCCGUACAGUUGUAUGGAUUGUCAGCAUCAUUUCACGAACUGGCCGAACUAUCAGAAGCAUAUGAGACGACGGCACGGAAUCAAUAUAGCAUUCACUAGGUUUCUACCCAAGGAUCAACUUCCGAUUCAAUUGCGACAGUCGAUGAAACAAACGCAACCGCCUCAGAUAAAGGAACAAUCUUGCAAUCAAGCUAAUCCAGAUAAUCCGCUUCCCAUAUCCGCUGUAGCUCAACCGGAAUCCGCGACACAAGUAAUACAAACAAUACCUCACGCUGCAUCACAACAGACAGUCGCCCGAGCUAUUCCAACCACCACCGUUCAGAGUUUCCAAACGGACGUCACUAGUACUGUUCAAGAAACGGUAUUCAGAGAACAAAAUACAACGUAUUUCACUACAGUAUCAGUUACGCCGGAUUUGUUGCCAACGAAUUUGCCAUAUCACUUUUAUACCAUGUCAAAUGUUACGGGAAACAUUUAAUUUUAGUACGGAUAGAAGUUUACGUGACCCUUGAAAAACCCUUUUCGAGAAGUUCGCUUGACUUUCUCGGCACUUACCCAGCCAUUUGUCUAUACGCAAAACCCUGGUAACUGACGUAAUCAGCCUUAGAAAUGAUUAAAACACAAAGUUCGAGCAAAACAAAAAACUAUUAUAAUCAUUAGUUUUUGUACUAUUGAGUGAACAAAACAAUUAUGUUACUGAGAUUAUAUCUGUAAUAUCUAGACACAUACGUAACACACGCUGCCAGAAAGUUCAAAUAAAGAAGUGCAAUAAAGAAAGCAAUAAUGACGUAAUUUUUUUUUUUUUUUGAAUUCAAGUUUAUUUUGCGAAAUUGACAUAUCUUUUCGUUGCACCAUUUUAUGACGAUGUACAAAAAAAAUUGUUGGCACAAUGUAAAACACUCAAAAGUGUCAUUUGUACCAAUGGUCGAUCGACGUAUUCGAUAUGUUGAGCAUUGAUAUUAAUAUUAUAACAGUAUAUAUUAGUAUACACAUCUCAUUAGUGUAUAACUCAAUCAUUUUAGCCGCAUUUGUUGAAUAGAUGCAUUUAGCAAGCGUAUAUUUGUUUUAUACGCAAAUUUCUAUAUAAUAAAAAGUUUAUAUAUAUAUGUGUGUGUGUGUGUGUGUAUUAUAGUUCUAAUUUAUACGUUACUUUUUUUAUGAUUGUUCUUUUACGUAAGUUUUAUGUGUGUACGCGCAUAGAGAAACGUUUGAUUUUAUAAACACUUAUGUACACUUUAAAAUUAUAUGAAUAUGUAUAACACACACAUUUGAAGUGUGAUAUAAUUUUACACAAUUAUU
This is a messenger RNA of Pseudomyrmex gracilis, 2293 nucleotides long. Its product is annotated as zinc finger protein 660-like. The transcript has 7 exons. NCBI's taxonomy places the organism in Eukaryota, Metazoa, Arthropoda, Insecta, Hymenoptera, Formicidae. The record is from RefSeq and is a predicted model, not a curated record. Bases 21 to 1472 code for a protein of 483 amino acids. Gene Ontology annotation, molecular function: RNA polymerase II cis-regulatory region sequence-specific DNA binding; DNA-binding transcription factor activity. Gene Ontology annotation, biological process: regulation of transcription by RNA polymerase II.